GACUGACUGUGCUUCAAGAGCUUCAAGGAGAAGUGAGAGUGAAGGACAGAGUUGUACAUCAGGCAGUUCAAGCCCUGUCUGCUGUUGUGACAGAAAGAGAAGCUGUUCUCACACAACCUGAGCAGGAAGGCCUCGUCGCUCUGUUGGACUCUGAUGAUGAGUCAAAGGAUGAGGCCUCGGAUGACAAGAUGCAAGACAUGCCGGCAGUGUCUCCUGAACCUCACAUUGACAAGCUGUGGCAUCGCGUUGUAGAGGACCGAAUAGUUGUGGGGGUCAUACUGACGACAGACAGCUCCUUACCAGUGGCCAGCGUGAGCUUAUCCAUCCUGACAGAGGCGGGCCAGGGCUCAAUGCCGGCAGUCAUCCAGACCCAGAGCCAAGUGUUAUGGCUCCCCACACCCUGCCCAUCUUCCUCCUCCUCUGCCUCCACCCCACCGGAGCCGGCAGCCAAAAGAAGCAAGCAGCACAACGCCAACACACCCAAUGAUCUCAACACAUGCAGAAUGGCUGUGACUGCUGUGACCAGGCUGAUUCCUCUGUUGAACUCUGGCUGUGUCAAGUGCCGUGUCAUGCUCCAUUACGUCCAGAGACAAGAUGCUUUUUCUCUCCUGAGCAGCCCAACACCUUUUGUUGUGCACUGCGGUCAAGUUUCUCUAGAUAUCCACAGGGAUUUUCAAACCCCACUGCUCAAAAACCCCAAACUCAAAACAGAUAAAGUCAAAGAGGACUUGCUGAGUUUGUUGACUGUGCUGGAUCGCUGGGUCUUCCACAUAGACUCUCCUGAUCACAGCUUAGGUGAUGUAGACGGCUGGAUUCAGAGAAGGGAGGGUUGUGAGAGGAUAGAAGUGAGCCCUCAGUAUCUACUGAUCAAUUCCUCGGGACCAUCUGCUCUCAUGCUGCUGCGCUGGUGCCAGAUAACACCUUUUCAGGGGGAACUGUCUGUCCACUCCAGCCAGUUACGGAUGCUUCAAUUCCUGGACUCUCUCUUGGCUUUCCUCCCUGCGUCCUGCUCUGUCCAGCCUGUCAAGGGUACCAGAGGACAGGGUGCUGCACAAACAUUCUCUAUGGCGUUGGAAAAAGAGGUGGUGUCGCUCACAGAGUGUGUGUCAUUGCUUCUGCAUGAGAAACAGGAGGAUGAUAAGAGGAGGAGGAGCAGUGGACAUGAUGAGACCCCUCCUGAGCCCGGUUCUGUGGAGGGGCUGCAGAGGUGUAGGGAGGCAUGGCAGCAAGAUGCGGAGCGGAGUAGUACGAGGUUGAGCCCCCUGGUGGAUGUGGGGCAGUAUCGUAAGCUGACCCGAAGCGUUCUCAAAGUCCAGCUCGAUGGGGAUUUGGCCGCUCUCUUAGAAAUACAGAGGACGUUACUCCACUAAUGUGCUGCUGACAGAGCCACUGUUCAUUUUCUGUCUUCACGGAGCAGUUAGUCUUAAUGUUGGAAAAAGCCAAUAAUAGUGAUAUCUAAAAAAAUCAACAGUUCAUAAUGCAUCUCUAGAAACGUCCUGCCCCUCUUUGCUGUCCUGGUUUCUCUCUGAGCUGGACUGCGUCUGAUCUCUCAGACAGCCCCACGGGGGGCUUCAUAUCUUUUGAGUGUCUGUCGCUGAAUAGAGCCCCUGCCUACUUCUAUUGGAUCACCUCCUGGGUUUCACAGCUUUAAUCUGAUACUGAUGCAAUAGUAACUCUGAUCAGCUUAUUACUCUGCCCAGACCUGCUGUGUUCAAAAAUGCUUUUUUGUAUCAGUUUGUUUUGCGACUAUAUGAUUUUCAGUACAGGGAGACAGACCGCUUUCAUCUGUGUUAUGAAUAAAAACAGAUGAAAGAGGUUAUAUAUUUAUCACUGACUGGCUGUAGUCGACUAAAAGCAUUAAAUGGUAUUCCCUCUCAUGGCUCAGUUAUUUUUGAUGAAACGAUGGAAUGGAAAACCGUCUGUGGGUGUUGUUUCUCUCAAUGUUGUUCAAUGUCUUUCAUCCAAGCAAACAUCAAAUCCCACUUUAGAAGGACUGAGUCUUUGCUGGAUCCAUAAAGUCGGUGGCAGCUUGACCAGUAGUGUUUGCUUAAAUGGUUGAGAUUUUUUUUCUUGUCUCUCAGAGGGGCUUGAUAAACGAAUGUGCAUUUA
Molecule: messenger RNA, 2109 nt
Organism: Paralichthys olivaceus (Japanese flounder)
Lineage: Eukaryota; Metazoa; Chordata; Actinopteri; Pleuronectiformes; Paralichthyidae
Source: RefSeq, a predicted model, not a curated record